Molecule: messenger RNA, 374 nt
Organism: Racocetra persica
Lineage: Eukaryota; Fungi; Glomeromycota; Glomeromycetes; Diversisporales; Gigasporaceae
Source: the annotation of a GenBank genome assembly
AUUCGUAUGAGGCAGUUUUGACCAAACUAUUAGAUCAUAAUAUAAAUAAUGCUAUUAGUGACCCUACUCUCGCUCCUUAUGAUCUAUUACAAGAUUACCGAGCCCAAGUUGCUAUUAUCUACCAAUCUUUUCUUCAAUCUAAAAGAACAGGAAAUCGGAAAGCACAAUUAUGGUAUGCUUAUUAUUUGGGUGAAAUCUUGGAAAAUAUACUACUAGAGCAAAAAACAGCUUGUAUCAAGCAACUCACCAAAUAUUAUACCACUGCGACGGUUCGAAUUUAUUAUAUUUUCAGAAAGUGGGAAACUGCUCUAAUCAACAAAACUACAAAGUUGACAGUGCCAAUGAUCUAUGAACUAAAAAAAAAGGAUUAUUAG